AUGGCGUGCAUGGCUCUUGGAGCAGCUGCCCUGUUCCUGAUGCUAGUUGCUGGCCUGGAUGAGGGAUUGGCAGAAAACACUUCUGCUUGGUCGACGUCCUUACAGAGUUCAUCUGAGCAAGAGUGGACCUUUGAACUCACCACGAGUUUCUUGCAAGAUGUUCCAAACCUGACCACAACGUCGACCGUGACAGAGAUGGUGAAUGUCACUGUUGUCUCCGACGAAAACUUAGAUGCUGGAUUUUCCACUCGGGGCGAUGAGGUUCAGACUGUCACGUUGCAGAGUAGCGCAUCCGCUUAUGAUGAAUCAUCCCAUUCUGUCCCAUGGAGAUGGCACUACCCAACCUGGUCAUGGUGGCAGUUGGUCCAACUAACGUCCUCCGUACUUGGUGUUGUCGGCCAAAUGCUUGUCAUGGUGGUUAUUUGGCAACGCCGGGCCAUGAACCGUUCUGCUGAUACCCUAAUCGGAGCUCUAGCGGUUGCGGACUUCCUGACCUCUGUUCUGAUCUUGCCAUUGCCGGUGGCAGUUAGUGUGCCAUCCACACUCCUUGGAGAAAUCUAUUGCAGGUUUGUCUUCAAUGGUUUCUUCAUGUGGUUGGCAGUCGGAGCCUCCAUCCAUACCCUUGCUUUGAUAUCAGUAGAGCGUUUAAUAGCCGUCAUGUAUCCCAUUCUUUUCAAUCGUUACUCCAGCAGAGAGAAGGCAUCCGUUGCCGUUGCAGUUGUAUGGCUGGAGCUGAUGAUUACGACUCUUAACCUGAUUUUGACUUGCAGCGUAGAGGGCGUCAGUCAUACCUGUGUAUUAUCCUUUCCACCGUCACUUGGCAAGUUCUUCGGCGUUAAAACAUUCCUUGUGUAUUUUAUAAUCCCUGCUACGGUAAUGCUUCUAGCUCAGGCGGUGACUGCGGUCAUUCUUCACCGAAAAUCGAAACAGUUCAACGAAGGCAAAGCCCUUCAGAACAGGUCUAAGAGUCUCUUGACUGCUAGAAAACGGGUCAUCCAGAUGCUAUUCGUGGUCGUCCUGAUUUUCAUCGUAUGCUGGGGUCCAAACAAUGUUGCUUACUUUCUCUUCAACUUUGGUUUUAUCAGCAGGAGCUUUGCCUUCAGCAGCAUAAAUCGCAUUCUCACAUUGAUUGCCUUCUACAACUCUUGUCUGAAUCCGAUCGUUUAUACGGUUCGGCAUCCGGAGUUCCGACAAGCUAUCCGCGGUUUGAUUUCGGGCUCAAAAGUGCACGGAGGGGCGUUAUUUGAGUACAAAACUGAGCGAAAGGUUCCGCCGACAGGACAAAAGGUUGCUUGA
Messenger RNA from Lytechinus variegatus (green sea urchin), 1296 nucleotides. RefSeq names its product trace amine-associated receptor 7a-like. Lineage: Eukaryota; Metazoa; Echinodermata; Echinoidea; Temnopleuroida; Toxopneustidae. Gene Ontology annotation, biological process: G protein-coupled receptor signaling pathway. Gene Ontology annotation, cellular component: membrane. The record is from RefSeq and is a predicted model, not a curated record. The transcript has a single exon. The coding region runs from base 1 to 1296 and encodes 431 amino acids. Gene Ontology annotation, molecular function: G protein-coupled receptor activity.